This is a messenger RNA of Lagopus leucura (white-tailed ptarmigan), 6487 nucleotides long. It is a transcript of the gene CLUH, whose product is annotated as clustered mitochondria homolog. The transcript is spliced from 26 exons. The record is from RefSeq and is a predicted model, not a curated record. Gene Ontology annotation, biological process: intracellular distribution of mitochondria. Gene Ontology annotation, cellular component: cytoplasm. Gene Ontology annotation, molecular function: mRNA binding; protein binding. Lineage: Eukaryota; Metazoa; Chordata; Aves; Galliformes; Phasianidae. The coding region runs from base 59 to 4711 and encodes 1550 amino acids.
GACGAGACUUGCAGAGCUCGCUGCUCUGACCGUUGCCGUGAGCCGGGCUGCCAGAGCCAUGGGAAACAGCGCGGCAAUGAGCUGCUGCCGGCGUGUCACCGAGCUGCUUUUCCCAGCGCGUGGCUGCAGCCUGCCCCAUGAGCGCUCGCCCCUCCUGCUGAAGGCCCCGCCGAGUGCAGCCGGCCCUGUGGACGCGCUGGGAGCUUCGUGGGGCUCUGUGCCGUUCCCCGAUGUCAUCCCCAGCGCAGCGGCGGGAGGAGGCCUGCAGGAACGCCUCGAAUGUGCCCAGGCCCUGCCUGAGGGCGAAGCUGUGGUGGCCGCAGCCUGUGGCGACAGCUGUUCUGGAGCUGGCGGUGCUGCCCCGCUCCCUGCCGCCGUCCUUCCCACUGACCUUGAGGAAGGGCCGUUGGAGCCACUGGGCUGUGCCGUGCUGCCUGCGGCCUGCCAGUGCCACGUGAAACAUGAGGACGGUGCUGUGGCGUGCAGUGCAGGGCCUGGGGCGGCCUGCGGGGUUCUGACCUGCAGCAUGCAGCCAGCGGGCCCCAGGCCGGGCGCAGCCUCACUGCUGGGUGAUGGGUCACAGCGUGCUGCCUCUUCGGAGAGCCCUGACACGGCACAGUCAGUGAGGACCGGAGGGGCCCUGCAUGGCCACGGCGUGGCUGCACCGUCUGCGCUUGGCUGGGAGAAGGCCGCUGGGAGGGGGGCUGUGCGCUCCAGGAACCCCAGAGCUGCAGUGCAGCAAUCCAAGCAGCAGAAGAGGAGGAAAAAGAGGAAGCUCCUUCUGUUAGAGCACCCACCUGGCGUGGCACUUGUCAACGGCAGUGGCCCCCACGAGAGCCUGAAGGGUGAGAAGGAUGCCAGGCAGAACGGACAUGAGGAGGCUGAUGCAGGGGAAGAUGGGAACGACCAGGAGGUCAUUGUCAUCCAAGACACAGGAUUUACUGUCAAGAUCUGUGCACCUGGGAUAGAGCCCUUCUCCCUGCAGGUCUCUCCUCAAGAGAUGGUGCAAGAGAUCCACCAAGUCUUAAUGGACCGUGAGGACACCUGCCAUCGGACCUGCUUCUCCCUGCAACUGGAUGGGAAUGUCCUUGACAAUUUUGCUGAGCUGAAAACUAUUGAAGGACUGCAGGAGGGCUCGCUGCUGAAAGUGGUGGAAGAGCCGUACACGGUGAGAGAGGCCAGGAUACAUGUGCGUCACAUUCGGGACCUUCUGAAGAGUCUUGACCCUUCAGAUGCUUUCAAUGGUGUGGACUGUAAUUCUCUGUCAUUCCUGAGUGUCUUCACUGAAGGAGACCUGGGAGACAGCGGGAAACGAAAGAAAAAAGGUACUGAAAUGGAACAAAUUGACUGCACCCCUCCUGAACAUAUCCUGCCAGGUAGCAAAGAGAGACCCUUGUGUGCCCUUCAGCCCCAGAACAGAGACUGGAAGCCUUUGCAGUGUCUGAAGGUAUUGACAAUGAGUGGCUGGAACCCUCCACCUGGUAACAGGAAGAUGCAUGGAGACCUCAUGUAUUUAUAUGUCAUCACAGUGGAGGAUCGACAUGUCAGUAUCACUGCAUCCACUAGAGGAUUUUACUUGAAUCAGUCUACUGCGUACAACUUCAAUCCCAAGCCUGCAAACCCCAGUUUUCUCAGCCAUUCCCUGGUGGAACUGCUUAACCAGAUCAGCCCUACCUUCAAAAAAAACUUCUCUGCUCUGCAGAAGAAACGGGUUCAGAGACAUCCUUUUGAGAGGAUAGCAACUCCUUUCCAAGUGUACAGCUGGACAGCCCCACAAGCAGAACAUGCCAUGGACUGUGUCCGAGCAGAAGACGCGUACACUUCCAGGCUGGGCUAUGAAGAGCACAUACCUGGACAGACCAGAGACUGGAACGAAGAGCUGCAGACCACGCGAGAGCUGCCACGCAAGAACCUGCCUGAGAGGCUGCUGAGAGAACGAGCCAUUUUCAAGGUUCACAGUGACUUCACUGCAGCAGCAACAAGAGGUGCCAUGGCUGUCAUUGAUGGCAAUGUCAUGGCCAUCAACCCCAGUGAAGAGACCAAGAUGCAGAUGUUCAUCUGGAACAAUAUAUUCUUCAGUCUGGGCUUCGACGUCCGUGACCACUACAAGGACUUUGGUGGGGAUGUUGCUGCUUAUGUAGCACCUACCAAUGAUCUCAAUGGUGUGCGGACCUAUAAUGCUGUGGAUGUAGAAGGGCUGUACACUCUGGGGACUGUGGUGGUGGAUUACAGAGGUUACAGAGUGACAGCUCAGUCUAUUAUUCCUGGGAUCUUGGAAAGGGAACAGGAACAGAGUGUCAUCUACGGGUCAAUAGACUUUGGCAAGACAGUUGUCUCACAUCCUAAGUACCUGGAGCUGCUAGAGAAGACCAGCAGACCGCUAAAGAUCCAGAAGCACAAAGUCCUGAAUGACAAGAAUGAGGAGGUGGAGCUGUGCUCCUCAGUGGAGUGCAAAGGCAUUAUUGGCAACGAUGGGCGUCACUACAUCCUGGACCUGCUGCGCACUUUCCCUCCAGAUCUAAACUUCCUACCUGUUGAAGGGGAGGAGAUGCCAGAGGAAUGUAAGAAAAUGGGGUUCCCCAAGCAGCACAGACACAAGCUUUGCUGUCUCCGGCAAGAGCUUGUUGAUGCCUUUGUAGAGCACAGGUAUCUCUUAUUCAUGAAGCUGGCUGCAUUGCAGCUGAUGCAACAGAAAGCCAACAAACAGGAGAGCUCAGAUGCACUGGAAAAUGGCACCUCUCCGGAGAAUGGUACAGCAGAGAGCGAGAAAUCUGAGUCAGAUGAUGGUAAAACAGAUGACAACGUGACUGGACUUGAUCAGGUUAAAGAGCUGGCUGAGACCAUUGCCUCUGAUGAUGGAGCAGUCGAUCCCAAAAGCAGAGAAGUGAUCCGAAAUGCUUGCAAGGCUGUGGGCUCCAUCAGUGACACAUCGUUUGACAUUCGGUUUAACCCAGAUAUUUUCUCACCAGGUGUUCGUUUUCCUGAGUCUAGCAAAGAGGAGGUGCAGGAUCAGAAGCAGUUACUGAAGGAUGCUGCUGCAUUCUUGCUCUCAUGCCAGAUCCCAGGUUUGGUCAAGGACUGCCUGGAUCACACGGUGCUCCCCAUGGAUGGGGCUACCUUAGCAGAGGCCAUGCACCAGAGGGGCAUCAACAUGCGAUAUCUAGGCAAAGUGAUCCACUUCAUCACCAAGACCCCCGGCCACGCUCAGCUGGAUCACAUCUUUAAAAUUGGCAUCAGCGAACUGAUCACUCGAUCUGCGAAACACAUCUUCAAGACGUACCUCCAGGGUGUGGAGCUGUCAGGUUUAUCAGCAGCCAUCAGCCACUUCCUCAAUUGCUUUCUAAGCUCCUUUCCAAACCCCAUUGCCCAUCUUCCAGCUGAUGAGCUGGUCUCCAAGAAAAAAAAUAAGAAAAGGAAAAACAGGAACCUUGGAAAUGCUGAUAACACAGCUUGGGCCAGCAUGACCCCUCAGGAGCUGUGGAAGAAUAUUUGUUCAGAAGCAAAGAGCUACUUUGAUUUUAGUAUUGAAUGUGAGAAUGCUGACCAAGCAGCUGAAAUGUAUAACCUACAGAAAAUCACCCUUCUUCGUGAAAUCUCCCUCAAAACUGGAGUCCAAAUACUGCUGAAGGAGUACAACUUUGACAAUAGGCACAAGCCCACCUUCACAGAGGAAGACAUUCUCAACAUCUUCCCUGUAGUGAAGCACGUAAACCCUAAAGCCUCAGAUGCUUUCCACUUCUUCCAGAGCGGGCAAGCAAAGGUUCAGCAAGGUUUCUUGAAGGAAGGCUGUGAGCUCAUCAAUGAAGCCUUAAACUUGUUCAACAACGUGUAUGGUGCUAUGCAUGUAGAAAUCUGUGCCUGCCUGAGGCUGCUAGCUCGUCUCAAUUACAUUAUGGGAGAUUAUUCAGAGGCCUUAAGCAAUCAGCAGAAAGCGGUGCUAAUGAGUGAGAGGGUCCUGGGCAUCGAACAUCCCAACACCAUUCAAGAAUACAUGCACCUUGCUUUGUACUGCUUUGCAAACAGCCAACUCUCUAUAGCAUUAAACUUACUCUACCGUGCACGCUACCUCAUGCUGUUGGUAUUUGGGGAGGAUCACCCAGAAAUGGCACUCUUGGACAACAACAUCGGCCUGGUGCUCCACGGCGUUAUGGAGUACGACCUGUCCCUCCGCUUCCUGGAGAACGCGCUGGCCAUCAGCUCCAAGUAUCACGGCUCCAAGUCUUUGAAGGUUGCCCUCAGCCACCACUUGGUAGCUCGAGUGUAUGAGAGCAAAGCAGAAUUCCGGUCAGCACUGCAGCACGAGAAGGAAGGCUACACAAUCUACAAAAACCAGCUUGGAGAACACCAUGAGAAGACCAAAGAGAGCUCAGAGUACUUGAAAUACCUGACUCAGCAAGCUGUUGCUCUUCAACGCACAAUGAAUGAGAUCUACAAGAACGGCUCCAAUGCUAACAUCAUGCCACUCAAGUUCACAGCUCCCAAUAUGACCAGUGUCCUGGAGCAGCUGAACAUUAUUAAUGGAAUUCUCUUCAUUCCGCUAAGCCAAAAAGACUUGGAGAACCUUAAAGCAGAGGUGCAGAGACGCCAGCAGCUCCAAGAAAGCAUGAAAAGUGGCGAACAGCUGGAACCAGAGGACAGAGCCGGGGAGGAUAAAGAAGCGGAGCCAAGCAUGCCUUCUGCUGCCAUCCCCUUAACACAGAGCCCUGCUUAAUGUGUACCUCGCUUAAAAAAGUUAAACCACCCUUUUCUGAAUCUGAACCAGGGUCUUGGACUCCCCUGGAGCAGCUCCUUUUUUUUUUUUUUUUGACAAUGUUAUUGCACUGGUACAAUUAAUACACAAUGCAAAGAACUAAUCUGAGAAAUGUAAUCUGUCUGACCGAGCUUGUAUCUGCCACGCAAAGGGGGCAGGGGCCAGGAUGCAGCAGCAUACGAAAGACCCAUCCUUGGUGAGCACAGCCAGAGGCUGUUGUGCCUGUGUGUGUGUACGUGUGUGUGUGCACAUAUCAUCAGUUAUUUCUACUCUGUACAUAUGAAUUCCAAAUGAACUGUCUUGAGCUAUAUAACAUUUCUCAGGUCAUUUUUAUGUUGACUAAGUACUCAGCUUUGCUAAAAACCAGUACAAAAAAGCCCCUAACCACUCCCCAGCAUUCUUGUAAAAUGUGGAUUUCCAAGCCAAGAGAUUCAUUUCCCCUCACUCCUUGUCCCAAUUUGUGCUAAGAAAAAUGAAGCAGCCAUAUUUGUAUCAUUGAGAUGACUAAAGCCUGUAAUGUGAGUAAGUGGGGAAUGUACAGCAUUUUCUACAUCAGGAUCUAGAGCCAUUGGAUUCCUUUAACCAUUUUUUCUACUUUUGGUUGGCAGUUUGGCAGGUCAGGGUGUUUUUUUUUUGUUUUUUUUUUUUGUUUUUGUAACAUUCAUGUUCUAAUUGUCAAGAUACAGAGAUAAAUAUAUAUAUAUAAAUAUAUAUAAAUAUAUAUAUGAUACUCACAGUUCCACCUCUGCUCUGCUUGCAGCUGAGUAACAGGAUACUGUACCCAAAGAGUGAGGGCUGGGUCUUGAUGUUCAAAGCGCACAAACUUCCAUUCCAGCGGAAACCCAAGUGCCUGGGAGAGACUGGUAAUGGCAGCAUCCAAGGUCUGAGGGAGGAGCUAACAGUGGCCCUAUUAACAGAGGGGAGAACAGGGGAGGAGAAGUCAGAAAUGGGGACUUGAUCUUAUCUGAAAUAACCGUAACUCAGAGCUCAUCGCUGUUAACCCCACUGCCAAAUGUAACUGAAUUGGAAUCACAAGUGUCUCACAGCCUGAAAUUGCUGGGCUUUGGGGUGGGGCAGUGGUCUCUCCCAGCACUGAAACCUGUGGCCAUUAUCUUGGUAACGAGUAUCUUUGCACACUGGGCUUGAGAUUGUCCCCAGGGGAGUUUCCAUUGCUGGCAAUGGAUGUUGCUUUUAAAUGAGUAUGUCUGUAUUUCCCCCUCUGCACCACGCACAUCCCAUUGUCACUCUGCAGGCUCCCGGCAGCACCGGUCACGCAGCAGGUCAGAGUUCACCUCUGCAGGCCCUGGGAUGCCAACGGAGCGGAAUGUCCUUUUUUCCCCAACGGAUCGAGCUGUAGAGCAACUUGUGGUUGCUAACGCAUCCUGCACUGUGCUGGCAGAGGAGCCCAGGCUCAUUUUGUCUGUCACAGCUAAGUACUCUGUGCUAAUUUGCAUCGCUUCUUUUACUGACCUUCUGGAGAAACAAGUGCUGUCACUGUGCUCUGUACCUCGGGUUCCUGUACAGCACGGCAGGUAUUUGUGAGGGGAGCAAGGCGAGGUGGGCGCAGCACUGAGGCAUUAGGGGUGAAGCAGGAGGAGGCUUCUGCAAAAGAACUUGCUCCUAUAGGAAAAAUCUGAGUUCCAUGGAAAGCAAUCAAUAAAUGACUACAGUGCAUCUUUCCUACAAGAAUCUUCUUUCACUAGUGUGUUUUAGUCCAUUAAAAGCUUUUGAAACUAA